Rhodotorula toruloides NP11 is the source of this 2556-nucleotide messenger RNA. RefSeq names its product GTP-binding protein Sey1. The transcript has 11 exons. Bases 1 to 2556 code for a protein of 851 amino acids. Gene Ontology annotation, molecular function: GTPase activity; GTP binding. Gene Ontology annotation, cellular component: endoplasmic reticulum. Gene Ontology annotation, biological process: endoplasmic reticulum membrane fusion. The record is from RefSeq and is a predicted model, not a curated record. NCBI's taxonomy places the organism in Eukaryota, Fungi, Basidiomycota, Microbotryomycetes, Sporidiobolales, Sporidiobolaceae.
AUGGACAAAGCCAUCGACAUAUCGACACAGGCACUCUCAUACCCACAGAAACACAUCCCCGACGUCGCACAAGCCGCACCGGGACUCGUCCAACUCGCCCAGUCCACCCUCGACCCGGCUACCUCCCUUGCUCACGCUCACACGGCCGCAGCGGGCAAGGACAGCGAUGGAGCGCGGACUGUGGGAUUGGAUGCCAAGUUGCAGGUCGUCGACGAGAACCAGCAUUUCACCAAGACGCUCGACGAGCACAUGAAGGGCUGGAACCUCGCCGACGCAGGCUUCAACUACGACGUCGUAGCGGUCUUUGGCUCGCAGUCGACCGGAAAGAGUACGCUCCUGAACAGGCUUUUCGGAACGCGCUUUGAUGUGAUGAGCGAGACGGAGAGGAGGCAAACGACGAAGGGUAUCUGGAUGUCGAAGGGUCAGGACAUGAACGUGCUCGUGAUGGACGUGGAAGGCACGGACGGUCGCGAGCGGGGCGAAGACCAGGACUUCGAGCGCAAAUCCGCCCUCUUCUCCAUGGCUGUCGCUGAAGUCCUCAUCGUCAACAUCUGGGAGCACCAGGUCGGGUUGUACCAGGGCGCCAACAUGGGGCUGCUCAAAACUGUGUUUGAGGUCAACCUGGGACUGUUUUUGGCGGCGAAACAGAAGGGGAAGGAGAAGGGCAGCUCGCAAGACAAGACGCUCCUCCUCUUCGUCAUUCGCGACCACAUUGGCGCAACCCCUCUCGCCAACCUCCGCAACACGCUCACCGCCGACCUGAACCGUCUCUGGGACGGCCUGUCGAAGCCCUCCGGCCUCGAAUCCAGCACGAUCGAAACCUUCUUCGACCUCGACUUUGUCGCGCUACCGCACAAGCUUCUCCAACCGGAGAAAUUCGAGGAGGGCGUGUUGGACUUGAGGAAGAGGUUCAAGAGUCCGCAGGAGGGUGGGGAUGUGUACGUCUUCAAGAGCAAGUAUCACCGCAGGAUUCCAGCGGAUGGCAUCAGUACCUACAUGGGCACGAUCUGGGACGCCGUCGUCUCGAACAAGGAUCUCGACCUCCCAACUCAGCAGGAGCUCCUCGCCCAGUUCCGCUGCGGCGAGAUCGCCUCGCAAGCGUUCGAGCUCUUCUCAACCGCCGUCGCCGCUUUCCCGCCCUCUCCCGGCGCAGGCAAGAUUGACUCGUCCCUCGGCGCACGCAUGGCAGCCGCGAUCGCCUCGGCACUCAAGAGCUACGACACUGCAGCGAGUCGGUACCACCCCGCCGUCUACGCCCGCCAGCGCGUCGAGCUCGUCUCGAAGCUGCACGCAGCACUUCACCCGCUCUAUGUCUCGCACCUCAAGAACUUGCACAAGCUCGUGUUGCGCGAAUACAGGGUCGAGAUUGAGCAGGCGAUCCGAGGCGAGGGGUACGACUUUGCGCUCGUCGUGAGGAGUGCGAGGGAGAAGGCGGAGAAGACGUUUGAGAAGGAGGCAAAGGCGGUCGUGCUUGAGGAGAGUGGGUGGAGCGUUGAGGAGCAGAGGGCGGGGUUGCAGGAGGAUAUGGAUCAGGUUGCCGAGUUGCUGAGGAAGGAGGAGACGAGGAAGAUGGUCGCAGUCAUCGAGCGAAACAUUAAGCGCCAGAUGUCGGACACGGUCGAGCUCGCCCUCAACAAGCCCAGCGACGACAUGUGGGACAAGGUCUUGAGCGCGUUCAAAGCCGCGCUUGCCAAGGCUGAGGAGGCGUACCUCAAGAAGGCGAAGAGCUUCAACUGCACGCAAGAAGAGAUGGACGGCGCCCUCUCGCUCCUUCGGCGACGGUCAUGGCUCGCCCUCCGCUCGAAACUUCAGGAGCACACGGCCGAGGCGCCGAUGCUCGGCAAGCUCAAGCUCGUCUUCGAGGACAAGUUCCGCUACGACGCAGACGGGGUCCCGCGCGUGUGGAAGCCCGAGGAUGACAUUGACCUCAUCUUCCGCAAGGCCAAGGACUCAGUCCUUGAGCUCAUCCCUCUUUACGCCGAGAUCAAGCCUUCCGACCCGUUCAACGCCUUCGAGCUGCCGUCGUCGUCCGGCCCGACCGGCGUCGUCGACCCAGCAGCUGCGUCUGCAGACGAAGAUUUCGACUUCCAGGAGUCGCUCCAGCUCCUUUCGCCCUCCGCCCAGUCGUCCCUCUCGAACCGAUUCCGCCGCGAAGCCGACGCUUACUACAUCGAGGCGAAGCGUUCGAUGGUCGCGAGCCGUGCGCAGAUCCCGUACUGGAUCUACGGCGUCCUGACAGUGCUCGGCUGGAACGAGUUCGUCGCCGUCAUCCGGAGCCCGAUCUACUUCACGAUGCUCCUCGUCCUCGGCGCGGCGGCGUACGUGACCUGGUCGCUCGGCAUGACCGGACCCGCCAUUGCGGUCGCGCGAGGCGUGACGAACGAGGUCGUCCGGACAGUCAAUGAGCAGCUGCACAACUACUUCAACAGCCAGUCCGCCGACGCGCACGCCAGCCGAAGCCACCACCAGCGUCACGCCGUUCCCAUCCCGGCAAGCAACUACACGGCGGAAGAGAUCGAGCUGAAGGAGAAGCCGUCGCGGGACAAGGCUGAGUAA